Myodes glareolus (Bank vole) is the source of this 3072-nucleotide messenger RNA. NCBI's taxonomy places the organism in Eukaryota, Metazoa, Chordata, Mammalia, Rodentia, Cricetidae. The record is from RefSeq and is a predicted model, not a curated record.
AAAGGCUCGCGGGGUUCACUGGGCCUCCCGCGUUGGAGAUGGGGGACCUUGCCGCGGCCCCGCUCCCCUCCAACGGAGCAGGGGUCAGGGUGCCCGACCCCGGGUUGCAACAGCCGAAGAGGGGGCGCAGGACUGAGCCUCCCACGCGGCACUUGGGGGUACCCUGCUACCGGCACCCGGAGAAGCGAAGCCCCAGACCGAGCUCAGGGUGCGGCCCUCACCCGCAGCUCAGCGCUCAGCCUCCGCACGUCCAGCCUCGCGGCUGAGUACGAGCUCCGGGAUGCCACCUCCCAGCGGGGCCAGCCGCCCCCCACCAGACCCGUCUGCUCCGUGCCGAGCUGGACGUCUGGCGCUCUCUGGGACUAGAACUAGAGGGGGACCCCUCGGGGAGGCCCUUUCUGGCACCGCCCUGUAAACAAACGCAUCUAAUAAGGUUCCCUCUGCCUGCUCCGGCGGCCUGCAAGGCACGUUACCGCCCUGAUCCCUCAGUCUCCUCAUCUGUGAAAUGGGGAGCAAGAGCACCUACCAGCCGCGUUGCUAGGAGGAUUCUGUAGGCGGACGAUGGGGCAUGUUCCGUAAUAUAGGGGUGGCCCCUGGCUUGGGGUCAAGGGGAGGAGGAUUGUUUCUAGGACAGGCUGGUUCAGGGGCGGGCAUUGAACCCUAAGGCUAAGGACAUCUGAUAGAGCACUUUCAAGCCUUGGGCGCCCUUGGUCACAUCUGUGUGAAUCCCUCCAGUCACCCGGGAGUUACCAGUUCUUAUCAUUCCCAUUUCGCAGAUGAGGAGACUGAGGCUCAGAGAGGUCACAUGGCUUGCUCGAGGCCCCCCAGCCAGUGUGACCCCACCACCUUGCCCCCCGGGCCACCUGCAGGACGCUGGCCCCUACCCCUCAGCAGACGCCGGAGAGAGAUGAGUAACAACAAAGAGCAACGGUCAGCAGUGUUUGUGGUCCUCUUUGCUCUCAUCACCAUCCUCAUCCUCUACAGCUCCAACAGUGCCAACGAGGUCUUCCACUACGGCUCCCCGCGCGUGCGUCAGCCCUUCAACCUCAAGAAGUGGAGUUUCUCCAACGCCUACUUCCCUAUCCUGGGAAACAAGACGCUGCCCUCCCGGUGCAACCAGUGCGUGAUCAUAACCAGCUCCAGCCACCUGCUGGGCACCAAACUGGGCCCUGAGAUUGAGCGGGCCGAGUGUACCAUCCGCAUGAAUGAUGCUCCCACCACUGGCUACUCGGCCGACGUCGGCAACAAAACCACCUUCCGCAUAGUGGCCCAUUCCAGUGUGUUCCGUGUGCUGAGGAGGCCCCAGGAAUUCGUCAACCGAACCCCUGAGACGGUGUUCAUCUUCUGGGGCCCCCCCAAAAAGAUGGAGAAGCCACAGGGCAGCCUCCUGCGAGUUAUCCAGCGGGCGGGCCUUGCAUUCCCUAACAUGGAGGCCUACGCCGUCUCUCCCGCCCGCAUGCAGCAGUUUGACGACCUCUUCCGGGGUGAGACGGGCAAGGACAGGGAAAAAUCCCAUUCCUGGUUGAGCACGGGCUUUUUUACCAUGGUGAUUGCGGUGGAGUUGUGUGACCAUGUGCACGUGUACGGCAUGGUCCCUCCCGACUACUGCAGCGGCCCCGCGAGCAGCGCAUGCCAUACCACUACUAUGAGCCCAAGGGGCCCGACGAGUGUGUCACCUACAUCCAAAACGAGCACAGCCGGAAGGGCAAUCACCACCGCUUCAUCACCGAGAAGAGGGUCUUCUCAUCCUGGGCCCAGCUCUAUGGCAUCACCUUCUCUCACCCCUCCUGGACCUAGCUAACCCACCCGUGCAGUCUCGGAGAGAUGCAGGCAAAGUGGCUCUGGUUCAGCCAUUUGGCCAUGGCCAUCUUCCAGCCAGUUUGGGCUGACUGGAGUAUUUCCCAGCCAAUCAAAUCAGGGCUUUGAUGAGGGUUUUUCCUCCAGCCAAUCAGGGCUGGGGUUAUCUCUUGGUCAAUCAGGGAUUUGGAAUUCUGUAUGGUUUAAUCAGGUGUCAGGGGGUCUUUCUUGUCUAGUCAGGGUCUGAGCAUAGUCAAUCAGGGUAUAGGGGUCCUGCUGAGUUAGUCUGAGGCUUAGGUCAUGUCCUUUCCCGUAGACCUUGCAUCAGAGCCCCAGGAAUUGGCCCCAUAUCACCCCCUCCUUAGCUGGGACAAAGAGGUCCUCUCUCAAGGAUCUGGGAACUUUGUGUUGCCCCACAGUUCUUUACUCAAAGAUACUAUAUGGGGUAGGAGCUGUCUGGAGGCCAGGCCAGAGACGUUGUGGAGUUCUAGAAAUGGUAGGGAGGGCUGAGAAGUAGGAGGCGGGUAUCCAGGUCCUGGCUUCUUCCUGAGUGACCUUGGACAAGCCCUCCUCUCUCUGGCGCGCUAUGAUGACAUGAUGACAUCACACUCCUGUGUGCAGACAGAGACCCUUACUCUACAGUAAACUCAAGUGAAAUUCCUCCAGCUGUCGUCGUCACUGGGGGACUCAGCUCCCUGGGGAUGGGAGCCUGGGGUGCCCUUCCCCACCUCCUAGAGACUUCAGGGUAUUUUUGUGUAAAUACCCUUAUAGUUGAGGAACUCUGAGGAAGUGGGGCAAACAUGCACCUGUUUUCUUAGCCCCUCUCAGUCCAGCUGCCAUUAGCCUGGCUCUCGAAAGGCCAGGCGUCUCUUCCUGCCUUGCAGCAGGUGAGUGUUCCCUCUGCCCAAAGAGCCUUUGGGAUGGAGACGGGAUCUCCCAGCCACACCAGGGCAGCCCUUUGUUUAGAGAUGCUGAGGGCUUUGGGGAGAAGUGCCCCCAAGUUUGGAAUGGGAAUAGAGAGAGACAGGAGCUGGUUACCUGGGUUCUGUCCCCUGCUCAAGCACUUUACUAAGGUUGGGCCUGGGUGUAUUUAAGGCCACUCUCACACAGCCUGCAAGGGAAGGCCCUCCAGCGGAGGCUGUGGAGUGUCUGUGUGCGAGGCUGGGGGCUGGCCAGCUCCGAGUCCUUGUAUACUGAGAUAAUGGGGGAUCAGUGACAGCCCCAGAGAUCUGGUUUUGUAACGAUUUAUACAGAAAUAAACACACCUAAGCCCCA